Molecule: messenger RNA, 7034 nt
Organism: Maylandia zebra (zebra mbuna)
Lineage: Eukaryota; Metazoa; Chordata; Actinopteri; Cichliformes; Cichlidae
Gene: nfia
Product: nuclear factor I/A
Biological process (GO): regulation of transcription by RNA polymerase II
Cellular component (GO): nucleus
Molecular function (GO): DNA-binding transcription factor activity, RNA polymerase II-specific; RNA polymerase II cis-regulatory region sequence-specific DNA binding
Source: RefSeq, a predicted model, not a curated record
CGGUGAUACCGAUCAGUGAGUCCGUGGUCGGGUUCACGCGAGGAGCAUCCAGCAGCUCAUCCGCGCGCGCACGCACGCACGCACGCACGCAGCGGAGGCUCGAGGAGCGGGUGUGAGCGCGCGGACGCUGCAGUCCGGAGGUCCCGGAGCUCAGGCCGGAGCGGGCGCGCUCUCUCCGCGUGCCCGCCGCACCGAGCAGCCUCAGCGCCGCAAGCCGGCCACAGCCCACCGCAGGGCGGACGGACAUGCUGCCGGGGGCCGCCUCGCGCCGCGGCCGCGCGGAGCUGUGAGCGCGCUCUCGGCGCCGUUACCGGGGAUGGUGUCGGGCUGCGGAGCGGAGACGGCGGGGUCAAAGUUCGGCGGCUGCUCCUCGCGCACGCACGCACGCACACACGCGGGGCCGGAGUUCCAGUAAGAGCCCCGCGCACGCGCAGCCGCUCUCAUAAACGCAGCGCAGCUCGCGGGCGGCGGACGGAGGACGGACAUGUACUCUCCGCUGUGCCUCACGCAGGAUGAAUUCCAUCCUUUUAUUGAAGCACUGCUGCCCCACGUCCGGGCCUUCGCAUACACAUGGUUCAACCUUCAGGCCCGUAAGAGGAAGUACUUCAAGAAGCACGAGAAGCGCAUGUCCAAGGAGGAGGAGCGCGCCGUGAAGGACGAGCUGCUCGGUGAGAAGCCCGAAGUCAAACAGAAGUGGGCGUCUCGCCUCCUGGCCAAGUUGCGCAAGGACAUCCGGCCCGAGUUCAGGGAGGACUUUGUGCUGACGGUGACGGGGAAGAAGGCGCCGUGCUGCGUGCUGUCCAACCCCGACCAGAAGGGCAAGAUGAGGAGGAUCGACUGCCUGCGCCAGGCGGACAAAGUGUGGCGGCUGGACCUGGUCAUGGUGAUUUUAUUCAAAGGGAUUCCCCUCGAAAGUACUGACGGGGAGAGGCUGGUAAAGUCUCCUCAGUGUUCGAACCCCAGCCUGUGCGUGCAGCCGCAUCACAUUGGAGUUUCAGUCAAGGAGCUGGAUCUCUACCUGGCCUACUUCGUGCAUGCAGAAUCCGGCCAAUCAGAAAGCCCGAAUCAGGCCAGCGAAUCAGACAUCAAGGAGCAGCCGGAGAACGGUCACCUGGGCUUCCAGGACAGCUUCGUGACACCUGGAGUUUUCACGGUGGCCGAGCUCGUCCGAGUGUCUCAGACGCCCAUCGCAGCCGGCACCGGGCCAAACUUCUCGCUGGCCGACCUCGACAGCUCCUCCUACUACAGCAUGAGCCCAGGAGCCAUGAGGAGACCACUGCCCAGUACCUCCUCCUCCAGCUCUGCCAAGAGGAUAAAGUGCAUGGAGGAGGACGUGGACAGCCCGGGGGAGGAGUCCUACUACCCAAGCCAGGGUCGGUCUCCAGGCAGCGGCAGCCAGGCCAGCAGCUGGCACGACGUGGAGCCAGCUGGAUAUAAGCUGCGUGGCUCUCUAGCUAGCUCUUUCAUCUCCCGACAAGGGAUGCCGUCACCCGCCAGCGCUCUAAAGAGGUCAGAGAAGUCCGGUUUCUGCGGCACUGCGCCUUCACCGAGCGGCGCUUCCUCCACCUCCUCCUCUUCUUCUUCCUCCUCUUCCCCCCGAACGGCUUUCACACACCAUCACCGGCCCGUCAUUACCGGGCCUCGAGCGAGCCCCCACGCUCCCCCUUCCAGCCUCCACUUCUCCUCCUCCCCCAUCCUGCAGCAGCCUGGCUCCUACUUCUCCCACCCAGCCAUCAGGUAUCACCCGCAGGAGACGCUCAAGGAGUUCGUCCAGCUGGUCUGUCCUGACUCCGCCCAGCAGGCCGGACAGGUGGGCUUCCUCAACCCUAAUGGUAGCUCCCAGGGAAAGGUCCACAACCCUUUCCUGCCGACGCCCAUGCUGCCUCCCCCACCGCCUCCUCCGAUGGCCCGUCCCGUCCCACUGCCUGUUGACGCCAAGCCGCCCUCCACCUCCUCCACUGAGGGAGGAGGAAACUCACCCACCUCACCCACCUACUCCACCCCCACCACGUCUCCAGCUCAGCGGUUCGUCAGCGUCGGACCUCGGGACCCCGGCUUUAACAUCCCUCAGCAACCACAGUGGUACCUGGGAUAAGGACUCCAGAGGCCCCUCCGCCCACCUGUACGACAGAUCGCUGCAGUCUCCUCUCCGACCUUUCACCUUUGAUGCCAGCUGUGACAGAAAGCCCAGUCUAACCUAUCCCUAUUCCUUUCCUGUUCCGCCUCCACCAGCACCACACACAGGCUCAGCAGCAUCAGCAUGGCUACAGCGGAUCAAACGCACCGUGACCCCCUGCAAACUGUAUAUCACAGACAUCCGUGCAAACGUAUGGUUCACACCUCAGUGUCCAUAUACAGUGCCAGACCCACCCCCCCCAAAUCCAACCAGGUUGAUAAGUACGUGGGCGACCUGAGCCUUUGGGAAAGACUGAGUCACAGAGCUUCUGACGACACAUAUGCUCUCCCAUCAUCCUUUGCAGCGGGUGCAUCCGUGGACUUACAGUCAUACGAAACCCUCCCCACACUCAUCACCUGCCCCCCCGUCUGGAGUCCGAUGGUUUGGGGGUUCGUGAAGUUGGGAUGUGGCACAGUUGGUACGAGGGGCCACCAACAUCGCCACCACCUGAGCCUUCACGGACUUCCUGGGAUGGACUUCACGCCCCUCGGUUGCUGGCAGGUCAGGGAGGGGGAAGUUGGAAGGCUCUUUGAAAGGACAUGGACCUGGAUGGAUGUGGAGGUGUGACGGGCGCAAACAGACGCCCCCACCUGUUUCACAGAAAUAACAAGAACUUCAUGUGGAGGGGGGGGGCUGUGACGGGCGACUGGGUGGAGGGUGGGUAUAAUCGUGGGGUUUUAGGGUUUAAGGUUUUCUUUAUGUGAAGUGUUGCGACCAGAUGCUGGUGGAUCCGAGUUUGUUCCUCUUGGAUGCUUUUUGGCUUCACGGCUCAUUGAUUUUUCUCUUUUCGCCACCAUUUCAGCCUCCUCGUCCUCCACCAUCCACCCAUGGGGGUGAAGCUACAGCAUGCUAAGAGUGGGCCGAAAACUCUGGUGUCCGAAUCGAGGCAGGCAGAUAGGAGAGAGAAGAGCAACUCAAACUUUACCAGUGAAAUAUUGAUCAUGAGGAAAGUGCAAUUUUGUUGGCUAGUUGUUGGAUAGUUAAAUAUCUUUGUAAGAUAGCUCGUUGAAAACAGUUGAUGAAAAGUAUAUAUAAAUAUAUAUUUUUCUUCCUAGUCCGCUCACACCUCUGGGACUCUAAAAUAGCGGGGUAAAAAAGACAACCACACAGCGCUGAAGUCGAAACCACAGCCGGGUGAGAAAUAAGGCGAGCUGUAUUCACUUUUAUCGUUUCUUCUUUGUCGUUUGUUCAUCGUGUGAAGCUGUUAGAUGGUAGAAUGAGAAUCCCUUUAACAAAUAUCAUUUUAAACAAUCAGUCUUUUAAAGCAGCUGAAGUCUGCGCUUCAUUUUGUUUGAGGAGGGAAAAAUACGCCAAGCGGUUAACUUAUUUUAAUGAGCACAUCGUUUUACUUUCGAUCCGAAUUUAAUGAAAUCUGGAGAAAAAGUACCAUGUGAGUUUAAGCUGAAAAUAAUCGCGUGGUUUAAUCUUUUAACGGGUGCCGCCCAGUAAGGGCCGGCCCUGUGAUUGGCUGGGUCUCCUAGAGGUCGUGCCCAGCCAAAAGCACUUAUUCCCGCAGUUGGCCAAUAGGCUGUGAGUUUGUAAUCAGGGGUUUUGGUUUAGCUAUGAAGAGGUAGAGCAGAGGGUAACUCUCUGGAAGCUUUCGUCCACAAACAGACGGCCGACAGCGCUUCACGUGCAACUCAGCAUUUUAUCGAUCUUGAGUUUUGUUUUUCCUUUCCUAUACUAUAUAUAUAAAUAUAUACACACACACACACACACACACUUACGACCAUCCAGCGUUGAACAAAAGUGAAUUUAAGUGAAAAAGUUAUUUAAAAAAAAAAAAAGAACAAAAAAAUGCAUGUUCUAGUGUUAGUGACAGAUUUUUCCAUAGAUGAUGUAGUUAGUGAGAAAAGACACUAUAUUGUAAACCCAACAUCCGGCACUUGCCAGCAGCCGUCUAUUAGUUUCCUCUUGCUGUCCUUCACAAACAACCAGCUCUCUUCGCUUCUCGUCAUCUCUCCAUCCUUUUUAUUUCUCCUUCCUUCCUUUUCCUGCCACAACAGAUCAGUUCUGCUUCGGUUUCGAGACGUUCAUUCUUCCGUUUGAUCUCAGAUUGCACGGAAACACGUGUUCCUCAUCGAUGUGCCUUGAGCUUCAAUUCAGUCCUGAGAGGUUUCAUGAGAUCUGGCGUGGAGAGUCGUGAUUGGUUGUUUCUUUCCUUUAGUUUUCCUACUUUUCCUCCAUACCCGAGAUGUCGUAGAAGGCAUUGAAGCUGAGGAGGAACCCUUUGUAUUACGAGCUCUCGGGCCUGCGUGGCGUUCUGCCCCGCCCUCCAACACCUGCAGACCCGAGCAGAUGAAAUCUACACCAGCUACUAUCAGCUCCAUGUGCUAACAGCUAAAAGCACGCUGAAGUUUGGUGGAAUGAGCACCCAGUGCGAGGUCAUGUGACGUGAUGAUGUCUGGUUUGAACAAAAGGAAGUGAGCAGCACGGUUUGAGCCAACAGUUCUGCAGCUAAAAGUAGGUUUCAGGAAGUGCAGAGGUCAAAGUUCAGGGUUUAGCAGUUUGGUCUUAGUUUUACAGCUGAAAGUGUUCAGCCAACAGUUUCAUGAUGGCAGACUUUUCAGUAAGUGAGCCGACCACAUCACCUAAUGAGCAAAACGUCAUCCAGGUCUUGGUGGUCUUACGCACUUCACCUGAAGGCAGCUGGACUUCUUCUUAAGGUUCCUCACCUCACUGAGAGGCUUCCUCCAUCCUAAAAGUUAAUGUGGAGUCCUGGUAUUUCUCUCAGGACCUCCUCCAAGGUGACAACCUGAGACUCCCUGUUUCUAGAAUGGAGGAAGUGUAUCCUUUAGAAGUAGGAUGAGGAGUUCACUCCUCCUGCUCCUCCACAUCAAAAGGAGGCAGCUCACCUCAGAGAUUACAUAUCUCGGCUGUCCUGGGAACCAGCACCGCCGCUGUCCUUGGAGGUGGCAGAGGCAAGGGAAGUCUGGGCCCGGCCCCAGAUAACCUGCAGAAAAAGUCGAGCAGCUUUAAUGAUAAAUGUUAACAGAGCAGCAUAUUUGUUCGCCAUGAGCAAAACAAAAUGUGAACGAAUUAACACACCGACAGGUUUUAAAUAUCACUCUGGGUCACCACACCUGAAUCAAAUGAUAAGUUCAUUACCAGGCCUCUGGUGGUAAUUUAGCCAUUUAAAUCAGCUGUGUUGGAUCAAGGAGACAUCUAAAACCUGCAGGAAACCGGCCCUAUUUUAAAGCCUGGUUAGGACACUUUUGGUCCGAUGCAUUCCAGACCAGCUUGUUACAGGUGUUUAGAUGGUCACAUGAUUCUCUGAGAGUCUGCUACGCCUGGUGUGAGUAGGCUGUCACUGCAGGUGUGCUCAUUGCACUGACCUUCACGCUCGUGUUGAAGGGGCAGACUGCUCUCCUGCGAUGACUUGCGUCUGUUGCUGCGAUCUCUGAACAGCAAAAAAACGUUUCUUUCACGUCUUCCUGUUUCCAUUUUCAGUCCGUCAGUUCGUCUACUUUUGUUCCCACAUUUGAAUAACAAGGACAUAAAAUAUGCAAUACCUGCUUGCACUCAGACUUACGUAGUCUUCUGUUUCGUCUGUUUUGUGUUUGUUUUUUUCUUUCAACCAAAGUUAGCGUGCAUGUGACUUCUGUCAUGCUCCAUGGUCAGUCCCUGAAAAUGGUGAAGCCCCGCGGCGCCGCUCAGGGUGAUUUACUCCGUUUCUUCCUUCCUUCCUUCCUUCCUUCCAGACAACCACAGUCUGACAUCCGGGUCUCUCUUUCCCAAAUCCUUUUUAUUUGAUUCCUUUAGUUGCCUCCGACAAGUCCAACUUCUCGUCCAUCGUUCGGAAACGUUUCCGACGCCACUGCCCGCCUGCUGUGACGGCGCCCGCGGCUGUGACGGUCGAGUGGUUUCUCUUGCGGGUGCCGUGUUUCUUCCUCGUGUUUGUUCUGUCUCUGUUCUUGCCUACCCUUUAGCCAUGAGUUGGGCAUUAAUUAUCUGCACUAAAUAUGAAAUAAAUAGUGAAAAGUAUGAAAUUUAAAAAAUAAAAAAAAUAAAAACAGCUUCCAGGGCUUAAAGCGAGUGAAGGGAAUAAAAUAUUGCACGGACAUUUUUUUGAAAGUGUCAGAAAAACUAAAAAAGCAGCCUAGCAUCUAAUCAGCGACGUACGGCUGCAUGUAAGAUAACAACCCAAUUGCACCGUUUUUAAAGACAGAAGAUGAUAUAAAGCAAUAGUUUGGGCAGCGUGUUUUGUUCUCGUGUUGUGUCAUUUAGUUCAGCGGCGAAGAGACGGGCGGUGGGCAGAGCAGCAGCUGACUGCAAGACUUGUUUGUAUGUUGUAUAGUUUUAUUAAUUACACUGAUUUUAAAGCUGCCCUAUUUUCUAAUGCAGGACUUUUGUAACAUUGAUUAAAUGAGGAAAAAGUAGUGUUGUGAAUUUUCUGAUCGUUUGUAUCGAGGCCACAUUACUAGAACUGGUUGGUUUGUUUUCUGGGAACUGGACUUGAGUUGAAAACUUUCCUGUUUCCUGAUUUGAUUUCUUAGUUUUUCCUUUAUUUGUUUUCCUUUUUUUGUGUAUUUAAGGACAUUUCCUCUGUUGAUGGUUUAGCAUAUUCCUGCACUUACACGUUUGGGCGCUGUGGUGAUCAGACCUUUGUAAAUGGAUGUUACAGUAUGCUGUAUGUUUUUGAAGGUUCUUUGUUGCAUCAGUGUUGAUGAAGCUAAAUCCAGUAAUUCUGAGGAAAAUUGGUAAGAAAAGCGAGUUUUUUAUGCAUUUUUAACAUUUUCGUUUUAGGCAGGAGACAAUGACAUAGCCAGCCAAAGGAUGCCCCUACUAUAAAUGCAUCUCGGCAUCUUUUUUUGUGUUCACCAUUCCAUGCGGGAAAAUAAACAGCUUGAUUAUGCAA